AAACCGCAGUGUAACCUGAUCCAGCUCACACAUCGCAAAUGAGCAAACCCACACACACACACACACACAAACACACACCACCUGUCAGGAGACUCAGUCCGCAUAACCACAGACUAUUGAGCUGGAGGACACACACAGUCUGAGGAAAGUUUGCCUGCAACACAAGUAGCGUAGGCCCAUCACUGGACCCGCUCUGCUCUGCUCUGAGACCAGCUGCAAGGUAAACAACACAUCUGAGCAAGAUUCCAAGCAUUGUCAAUCAUCUGCAUUGGUGGGUGAAGCAGAAACUUUAAAAAACGAAGCACAAAAAGAAGCUGUCGUCAAAUCAAAUCAAUGAUGGUUUUGAAAAAGCUUCUGCGUUUCGGGAAGCAGCUGCUGAGAGUGAAGGUUGUCGACUGCAACUCGGAGGAAUCGCGACUCUCCCGAUGUCUGAACACCUUCGACCUGGUGGCUCUUGGUGUGGGCAGCACCUUGGGAGCUGGGGUGUAUGUCCUCGCUGGAGCUGUAGCACGAGAAAAUGCAGGACCAGCCAUCGUGCUGUCGUUCCUCAUUGCAGCCCUGGCCUCAGUGCUCGCGGGCCUCUGUUAUGCAGAGUUUGGAGCAAGAGUGCCAAAAACGGGCUCAGCGUACCUGUACAGCUAUGUGACUGUAGGGGAGCUAUGGGCCUUUAUAACUGGCUGGAACCUUAUACUUUCAUACGUUAUAGGUACAUCAAGUGUUGCCAGAGCUUGGAGUGCCACAUUUGAUGAGCUGAUUGGAAAACAAAUUGAGCAUUUUUGUCGACAAUACAUGUCUAUGAAUGCUCCGGGCAUUCUGGCGGAGUACCCAGAUAUGUUUUCUGUAUUCAUCAUCCUCACUCUAACAGCCCUUCUGGCCUUCGGGGUGAAGGAGUCAGCCAUGGUCACCAAAGUGUUCACCUGCAUCAACAUCCUGGUACUGUUGUUCAUGGUUGUAUCUGGACUGGUCAAAGGUACACUGAAGAACUGGCACCUGGACCCUGAUGAGAUUCUUAAUGGAACCAAUUCCACCAUUAACGCCACACAGCCCCUGCCAACAGAAGAGAUUCUGGGUGAAGGUGGGUUCAUGCCUUUCGGCUUCACUGGAGUCUUAUCAGGGGCCGCUACCUGCUUUUACGCCUUUGUUGGGUUCGACUGUAUCGCAACUACAGGUGAGGAGGUGAAGAACCCUCAGAGAGCCAUUCCCAUUGGCAUCGUCUCCUCCCUCCUGAUCUGUUUUGUAGCGUACUUUGGUGUAUCGGCCGCCCUCACAUUGAUGAUGCCGUAUUACAUGCUGGAUAAGAACAGCCCUCUUCCCGCGGCCUUUAAGUAUGUCGGUUGGGAAGGAGCCACGUACGCUGUGGCGGUAGGCUCCCUUUGCGCCCUGUCCACCAGCCUGCUUGGCGCCAUGUUCCCCAUGCCCCGUGUCAUCUGGGCCAUGGCUGACGAUGGCCUGCUCUUCAAAUUCAUGACUGGGAUCAACAAGAGAACAAAAACUCCCAUGCGCGCCACUAUAACAGCAGGCUUUGUCGCAGCAAUUAUGGCUUUCCUGUUUGACCUGAAGGACUUGGUUGAUCUGAUGUCUAUAGGAACUCUUUUGGCCUACACACUGGUCGCUGCCUGUGUUCUAGUACUAAGGUACCAGCCCGAGCAGUUUUCUCCAACAUAUCACAUGGCCAACACACAGGAAGAGAUAGAAAUGAGUGAGACCAUCAGUACACCCAGCAUGGGGAUUCUUCCUGGCAUAGAAGAGCGUUUCAGCUUCAAAACGCUGAUCUUCCCUGACAUCACUGAACCCUCCAACCUCUCAGGCUUCGCUGUUAACGUCUGUGUGAGCCUGCUUGGACUGCUGAUCUUCAGUUUCAGUCUGAUGGCCGUCCUGGGCGGAAGUGCAAUGUGGAAUAUUGCCGCUCUUGGUGUCUUGUUCAGCAUGUCUGUCAUUGUCACGUUUAUCAUCUGGAGACAACCACAGAGUAAAACCAAGCUCUCUUUUAAGGUUCCUUUACUUCCAUUCAUCCCGGUGGUCAGCAUGUUUGUCAACGUGUACCUGAUGAUGCAGCUGGACAGGGGAACCUGGAUCCGAUUCGCCAUCUGGAUGUCUAUAGGACUCGUAAUCUACUUUGGCUAUGGAAUCUGGCACAGCACUGAAGCCUCACUGGCCCAUUCCAGUAUGGACGAGGAACUGAGUGUGUACAAACCCAGCCGCAGCCUAAACAGGGACAGUGUGACCCCGGAAAAGGAGGCUUUCCUCUGUAACGGAUCACGGGGUGAUGUGGACGGAGAUCUCUAAUCUGGAACAGUGUUACAUUAUUUACUCAAACUUUACAUGAUAGCACACCGCCGGGAGGUUGUGAGGAGCACAGGCCGUUGAAAUCGAAUCAGAUGGAGCUCUAUGACCCAUUUAACAAUAUCACUUCCUUGUCAAGAAGUCUUAGAGCUUCAAGUGCGCACUACAUGGGUGGAAGUAUUUGAGUAUUCUCACAACUCUUUCGUUUCCUACUUUAGAAAUCUUGAAGAAACCAAAACAGGCACAGGACCUUUUACUGGGUGGUUGUAGAGUAAAAAAAAAAAAUCAAUGUAGGUAUCUGUGAUCUGCAGUAUUUAAUGUUGACAGCUGCUUUUAUCGAAUGAUCUGACCGAACUUGUGCCUUUUGUCUUACUAUUGCAAUUGAAACGCAAUCAGAGUUGCUUGAUCUAAAUCUUGGAUGUCAGUGUUUAGGGUUUUACGUAUCUGAACAUGCCUUUACAAAGGAAGAAAUCAAAUCGUGCUUGGCUUUUCUGCUGAAUUUGUGGAAACCUUUUCUGGCUGGUUUGAACUGCCCGGAUCUGGAAUUUGUAGGUUUUUGCUGGUCCACCUAGAUUAGACCUUCAUAUAGUACUGCCACCUGGUGGUGUGGGAGGGCAGUCACCGGGUUAGUUGCUUUUAUCUGUCACAGUGCUGGCUACUGUGUCCUUUAUGCAGAUGGAGUCUGCCUCUUCUUUGCUUCUUAAUGUUGCAUAAGCAGGCUUUUUUUUUAGGAUAUUUGGAGAGAAGUUGAUAAAUAGGGGUAUGUUUAGGUCAUUUAAAGUGUUAGGACAUUAAUCAUUGUGAUACACCAUUGUCUUUAUGUCAGUAAAAAUAUUUUACCAAUUAAAAAUUCAUGUCUAGGUAUUCUACCAAAGAUUCGAAUAAUAUAAAAAGAGUAAAAGAUGUUCCUUAUUUUCACUAAGGCUUCAUUUAUUUAAUAUAGCAAAACACUAAUACUGUGAAAUAUUAUUGCAAUUCAAAAUAACGGUUUCUGUUAUAAAAUGUAAGUUAUUUCUGUGAUGGCAAAGCUGAAUUUUCAGCAGCCAGUGCACCAUUCUUCAGAAAUCCUUCUUACAUUACCAGUGUACAAAACAGCUGUUUAGCUUUUCUUUCUUUUUUUCAGGGUGAUUUGAUUAAUAGAAUUUUAAAUGGAAUAGCAUUUUUUAUAUAUAAUUCUUAUUGUAACAUUAUAAACAAUUUUGAUUAGAUUAAUGCAUCCAUAUUAAUAUUAAUAAUAAUAAUAAUAAUAAUAAUCAAAUGUUUUAAAUCCCUAAACAUUUAAAUAGUAGUGUAGGUCUGUACUUAAACUACUCAAAGUUAGAUUUUAUUAGUCAAAUAUUGCUUUUUUUGUCUUCUGAUAAUGGCCUUUGAGUUAUCGCCAUCAUAAAUUGAUGAUAAUAUAGAGGUAGGAAAGCUGAUGAGUAUAAUCUUGGCUAUGUUAAAUGUUAAAAACUUGUCAUUAUUGCAUAAUGGGCAUCACAAAUGUUUAGAAUUAAAUAUAAAUACUUCUUCGUGCAUCCCAGACUUUUUUCAGGAGCAUGAUUGCCAUCUGUGAUAACCAUGCAGAUGUUUUCAACAUCAUCCAAUCUGACCUCAGGAGCAUUUAGUCUAGAAUGUACAUUAUGAAUUUCUGUUAAGAAUACAUACAUUAAUAUGUUCUAGUUAAACAUCUUCAUAUAUUCUAACCUGCUGAAGCAAUAAACUGAUGCAGGCUAGAUACUCCUCAAUCAAUAUUCUAGCUUUCUUUGUUUAUAUUCCAUGAAUUAGGCUAAGUGAUUUGUAAAUGACGAAAUAAUGCUCUUUUUAAUGCUCAAAACAGUACUGAGGUCUUGUGCUGAGGCCUUGGUCACAUUUUUGGUUAUAAAGGUUUUAGUAGAUUCAAAUGUUUUCUUAUUUGUGAUUGUGGCCGAGUUGGUGUUUGAGUGUGAAUACAUUUUCAGAUGGCUGUUUUAAACUCUUGAAACUUGUCUGUUAAAAUUUAGAAUGAAGUAACAUACAUAAUAUAUAUUUAUAAUUGUUCAGCUGCUUAAAUAGUUGCAUAACACAUUAAUAAAUAAUAUAAAUAAUAAAUGUGUUAAUGAGGCAGAUAAAAAUAACAGCCAGAUGAUCUAAGAUAUACCCAAUAUUGAAAAAAAAAAACAAAAAAAAACAAUUAAAAUGUGUUUAAGAAUUUUGUUUUUGUCAUUAUGUGUGUUCAUUUUUUGGACCAUUUCAAAUGUGGCGCAUUCAGUAUAGUAAAUGACUGUAUACCUACUUGAUGCUGUAAAUAAAAUUCAUUUUGGAAUUUA
This is a messenger RNA of Carassius auratus (goldfish), 4571 nucleotides long. RefSeq names its product high affinity cationic amino acid transporter 1-like. The coding region runs from base 334 to 2286 and encodes 650 amino acids. Lineage: Eukaryota; Metazoa; Chordata; Actinopteri; Cypriniformes; Cyprinidae. Gene Ontology annotation, cellular component: plasma membrane. Gene Ontology annotation, biological process: L-ornithine transmembrane transport; L-arginine import across plasma membrane. The transcript is spliced from 12 exons. The record is from RefSeq and is a predicted model, not a curated record. Gene Ontology annotation, molecular function: L-ornithine transmembrane transporter activity; L-arginine transmembrane transporter activity; L-lysine transmembrane transporter activity.